Molecule: messenger RNA, 3516 nt
Organism: Thrips palmi
Lineage: Eukaryota; Metazoa; Arthropoda; Insecta; Thysanoptera; Thripidae
Gene: pros
Product: homeobox protein prospero
Exons: 5
Coding region: 6-3386 (1126 amino acids)
Biological process (GO): regulation of transcription by RNA polymerase II
Cellular component (GO): nucleus
Molecular function (GO): RNA polymerase II cis-regulatory region sequence-specific DNA binding; DNA-binding transcription factor activity, RNA polymerase II-specific
Source: RefSeq, a predicted model, not a curated record
UUCUUAUGAUGUCAUCGGAGGAGGAGAGCAAAUGCUUGGGGUUGUACGGCGACAAGCUACUGAAGAAGAGGCAGCGGCAACGCGUGGACGCGGGCGAGCCUAGGAACAGCUACUCCUCCAUCCCCAACUUCAGUUCGCGCCCGACCUUCCUCAGCGGCAGUCCGUACGAGCAGCUGUUCAGCCAGCAGCACAGCAUCGGCUUCCUGGGCCAGGGCUUCGGCUCGGCCAAGAUGCUCAACGAGUUGUUGGGCCGCAAGGACCCCUGCGCCCUCGGCGCGCUGGGAGGCGUCGGCGCCGUGGGGGGAGCCGUCGGCGACGUGGACUGCUACAGCGGCGCCGUCAACAGCGCCGUCGGCGUCAUGAUCCGGCGCGGCCUCGUCGACGAGGACCACAUGCUGCGCGACAUCCUGCAGGGCCGCAAGAAGGAGCUGCUCGCCCUGGAGCAGGAGCUCCAGAGCGGCGACCACGACCCCGUCAACAACAACAACAACAACAUGGCGCUGGCCAACAACAACAACGACCUCAAGAACGGCAGUGACAGUAGUGACGCGAGUGAAUUGGUGUGCAGUGUUAGUGCCGGUGCGAGCGGCAACAAACUGGUCAACGGCGGGGACCUGGCCUCCGGCAUGGCCUCUAGCAUGGCCUCCGGGAUGGCCUCCGGCAUGGCCUCCGGGAUGGCCUCCGCCAUGGCCUCCGGGAUGGCCUCCGGCACCGCGGCCGACGGCGGCGCGAGAUCGCCCGCGCGCCUCAACGACAGUGACAAGCACGUGAACGGCGACGCGGCCGAGUCGGACUCGGACAUGUCAGUGCACUCGACGGCCACGACGACCGACGUCAAGGACGUGCUCGCUGACGACGCGGAGGACGACGACGACAAGAAGUCGAGCGGCAGCGGCGUGGACCUGAAGAGGAAGCGCGUCGAGAACAUCGUGUCCACCAUGACGAGGUCCUCGCCCCUGCCACAGCCGCCACAGGGCCCCCAGGCCGUCAACGGCUGCAAGAAGCGCAAGCUGUACCACCCCCAGCAGCACGACGCGGGGCUCGGCGUGGCCAUGGGCAUGCAGGCCCUCAUGAUGGACGACGAGGACUCCAGCACCAUCCGACAGAAGCACGCCGAGAAGAGCGUGCUCAAGUCGCAGCUGCGCACUAUGCAGGAGAAGCUGGUGGAGAUGCAGCACCAGUACGUGCAGCUCUGCACCCGCAUGGAGCAGGUCGACACCCAGGACCAGGACUUGGACGAGUCCGCCGCCGACGACAACAACAGUGACAUCCUGGAGCCGGAGCGCGAGCCCGCGGACCAGGACCAGGACAUGGACGCGGACCAGGACGAGCAGGACGGCGACCAGGACCAGGACGCCGACAACAGCCUCAGCCUGUCCGACAAGACCGGCAAGGACGACAGCUCGCCGCCCGCCACGCCCGCCAAGGAGUCCUCCGUGAAGGAGGCCGUGAGCGCGCCGACGACGCCCAGCAGCGCGACCUCGCCGGUCGUGAAGCAGAUGGCGCCGCCCAAGAUCCACCCUCACCACGGCAACCCCAUGUUCCCGCCGCACCCCAUGCAGCUGGCGCUGAUGCAGCAGCAGGCGCUCGCCAACGAGCACUACCACCCGCACCACCCGCACCACCCGCAGCACCACCCGACGGCCCUCAGCAUGUACCUCGGCGUCAGCCACAAGCUGUUCCUGGAGCAGCAGGCCGCCAAGGCCGAGGCCGCGGAGCAGCAGCGCCAGCAGCAGGAGCGCAACCGCGAGCAGCACCACCAGAUGCAGCAGCAGCAACAGCAGAAGGACUUCUCCGAGAGGUUCGCCCUGUUCCGCAGCGCGCCCGUCGACCUGGACGGGCUGGCCGACGUGCUCAAGUCCGAGAUCAGCUCGUCCGUCGCCAACCUGGUGGACUCGAUCGUGUCGCGGUACGUGCAGCAGCGCAACCGGUACAAGAGCGGCGACUCGGAGCAGCUCAACAAGGACCUGCUGCUGGCGUCGCAGCUCCUGGACCGGAAGUCACCGCGCACCAAGGUGCUGUCCGAGGGAAGGCCCAACGGCCCGCGGAUGAACGGCGCGCCCUUCAACGCCAGCACGCCCACGCAGUCGGCGGCCUGCCCCACGCCGGGCAGCAGCGGCGCGGCCGGCAACAGCGACCUGAUGCCGCCCCACGUGCGGCCCUCGCCCAACGCCAUGAUGUUCCCCACGCCCAAGCUGCCCAACGCCGCGGCCGCCGCGCUCUACUCCAUGUCCGGGCUCGGCCAGGGGCUCGGACAGGGCCUCGGACAGGGCCUCCCGCACGUGUUCGACGACCGGCACCGCGAGGGCGUGCCGGAGCAGAACGAGGCCCUGAGCCUCGUGGUGACCGCCAAGAAGAAGCGCCACAAGGUGACGGACACCCGCAUCACCCCCAGGACCGUGUCCAGGAUCCUGGCGCAGGAGGGCGUGGGCCCGCUCGGCCCGCUGGGGCCCAUGCAGUCGCCGCUGGACGGCGCCGGGACGCCCCAGCCGCAGCACCCUCCGCCGCGGCCCUACCACCCGCACGCCUCCGUGCCGCCCAUGCUGCCCGUGUCGCUGCCCACCUCGGUGGCCAUCCCCAACCCCGGCCUGCACGAGAGCCAGGUCUUCUCGCCCUACUCGCCCUUCUACUCGCACGUGCCCCACAUGUCGGCGUCGCCGCCGCUCGCGCUCCGGGACUCGCCGCCGCCGCUGCCGCCGCUGCUGCACCCCGCGCUCAUGGCGGCCACCCACGGCCACCACGGCGGCUCGCCCGACUACGGCGUGCUGCGCGGAGCCUCGGGGCUGGACAGCCUGGACCGCUCCGACUGCAACUCCGGCGACGGCCCCUACGACGGCCUGUCGCAGUCCAUGUCGUUCAGCUACCGGAUGAAGCACGAGGACCCCUCGUCGCUAUCUGGGCCCCACUCGUCCACGCUGACGCCGAUGCACCUGAGGAAGGCCAAGCUCAUGUUCUUCUGGGUGCGGUACCCCAGCUCCGCGGUGCUCAAGAUGUACUUCCCCGACAUCAAGUUCAACAAGAACAACACCGCGCAGCUCGUCAAGUGGUUCUCCAACUUCAGGGAGUUCUACUACAUCCAGAUGGAGAAGUACGCCCGGCAGGCCGUGAGCGAGGGCAUCAAGCAGCUGGAGGACCUGAGGGUGCUGGGCGACAGCGAGAUCUACAGAGUCCUCAACCUGCACUACAACCGCAACAACCACAUCGAGGUUCCGCAGAACUUCCGGUACGUGGUGGAGCAGACGCUCAAGGAGUUCUACAAGGCGAUCCAGGGCGGCAAGGACACGGAGCCCUCGUGGAAGAAGGCCAUCUACAAGGUCAUCUCCCGCAUGGACGACCCCGUGCCCGAGUACUUCAAGUCGCCCAACUUCCUGGAGCAGCUCGAAUGAAACGAGAACAAGCCCCGUGCUCGCCCCCGCGCGCCGUCCUGCAGGGAUUCGUAAAUUCCUGCUCGAUGACGCUCGAGGCCUGGUCGUAGCGGCCGCGGAGUGCCCGCCAGCCGGAUGCCUCCUGGGGUAC